This is a messenger RNA of Theileria parva strain Muguga, 491 nucleotides long. RefSeq names its product putative integral membrane protein. The record is from RefSeq and is a predicted model, not a curated record. The transcript is spliced from 4 exons. Bases 128 to 472 code for a protein of 114 amino acids. Lineage: Eukaryota; Apicomplexa; Aconoidasida; Piroplasmida; Theileriidae.
UUGCUAAUAUCUUUUAAAGAUUUAUCAACUAAUCUACCCAAUUUAUAUAGUAACAUGUGUCAUUCAUAAUUUAUUUUUCAAUAUUUUAAUUUUUAUAUUAAUUUAUAAAUGUGUACUAUUUUUAAACAUGUCGUAUUAUAAAUCAAAUAAACAUCUAUCGCAAUCUACGGUAUCGGAUAUUAACCGGUUCGGUUCCGAUGAUACAUUCGUAGUUGACCUGGAAUGCAAAGUUGAUAGCUUAAAAAAUAUUAGUACGAAUAUGCACAAUGAACUCAAAAAAUCCAAGGCUCACUUAUCUUCUGUGUCAAAAGUGUUCAAUUCUGCUUCCCUAUCGCUCAACACUACUCUGAUAAAUAUGAAUAAAAUAGCCCGAGGAUACGGGUUAAAACUCCCGCUUUGGGCUCUUGCCUUAAUUGUGGCAUUUAUUCUCCUUUUCUUGUUUAUCCUGUUCAGGAGACUUUUAAGCAGAUAAUAAUCUAUUAUGGAGUUUA